GCAAUUUUAAUUGAGACGCGCGAUUCUCGGUCGUUGACUAACAGAGUUCAAUUGCGGCAGGCUGCUGAUUGCGAUGCAGCCAAAAGUCGGUUUCUUAUCGCCAAUUUUAUGAACUUUUAAGUAAAAAUCUUCACCUGGUGAAUUUUGUGACACAUUGCAGGUCCCUUAAAACCGAAAGAAAAAAACAGUGAUUUUUUUUAAAUUUUGUGAAUAAAAAAACAAAAGCAACUAAAAAGAAAAUAAACUUGGUUUGAAAAACAAACGAUCAAAAAAAUACUUAUAUAUACUUAUACUUAUAUUCUGACGACCUAUAGAAAGUUUAUGUGGUAUUCGCAAAGUGUCCAGUAAAAUUACACAACAUAUGACGAAAGGCCGCAGCUGUCAAACAUAAUAUACACGAAUUAUUUCUGAUCCCGGUCUGUCAAGAAUCACCGAGCACACUAAUUGGUUUUAAAAAUUAAGCGAGACUCGACGCAGGCAAUUAGGCGAAAUCGCAGAUGCAGCGGCGAAGAUGAGUCGGAGUGGCCUUGUGGCCAGGCUCUUCUCCAUUCCCGGAUAGAAUCGUGAGUGGAUGCAAGUGGUGCGCGUGCGAAAGAACGCUAUGUUGGAGGUGGACAAAAUUCUGGAGAAGUGCGGCGACUUCAGCCGGCUUCAGUUGGUGAUGCUGCUACUGUUCUGUCUAAUCAAUAUUCUUUCGGCCCUGCACUACUACUCACAAACCAUCAUCAGCUUUGUUCCCAAAUACUGGUGUGCGGACGGUGUGUCUGCCAGCUUUGAACCGCCGCAAGAGUCGAUCUGUCUGCCUUUGGACCGUAAUGCCAGUAGUCCGCACACUUGUAACAGCUACGACUACGAGCUCUACAUGGGCUACGAGAGCUUUCCCAGCGAAAUGGACUGGAUUUGCGCUGAUGCCUGGAAACUGACCCUCGGCCAGUCCAUGUUUUUCGUGGGUUCCGUAGUGGGUUCCAUGGUAUUGGGUUACCUUGCGGAUGUGGUUGGUCGUUUACCAAUUCUGGUGGUGGCCAACCUGAUUGCCAUGACCGGCAAUCUUUUGACCAUCUGGGGCACCAAUGUAACACUCUUUUGUAUCUUCCGCAUGAUUUCUGGCAUUGCCACGGACAGCAACUUUGUGAUGAUGUAUAUUUUGGUUAUGGAGUACAUGCGUCCAUCAGUGCGCACUCUUGGACUUAGCAUCUGCAUUGGUCUUUUCUACUGUCUGGGUUCGAUGGCAGCUCCCUGGAUUGCCGUGCUCAUGCGCAGCUGGCGGGGAUUCCUGCUGGCCACUUCCCUACCCCUUUUGGUGGUUCCAUUUUUCUACCUAAUCGUUCCCGAGAGCAUUCAGUGGCUGAUUUCGAAGAAAAAGUACGACAAGGCUAUUGUCUGCCUGAAAAGGGUGGCCAGGAUAAAUGGCAGGCAAGUAGAGGAGAGUGCCUACGAGGAGUUCAUCGAGGAGUGCAAGUUCAGCCAGCAGAACGAGAAGACCUCACCCCAUCUGCUGCACCUGUUCAAGACGCCCCGCCUGCGCCGGAACACGCUGAUCCUCUUCUUCAAGUCCAUGGUCAUCACCCUCUGCUACGAAGCGGUAUCUCGCAACGUUCAGGGCCUUGGCAUUUCGCCAUUUGUGAUGUUCUCGCUGAGCGCCACCGCAAUUUUGCCGGCCUGCCUGCUCAUCAUCGCCCUGCAAGAUCGCAUCGGCCGCAAGGCGAUGGCCUCCGCCUCGCUGCUGCUCAGUGGCAUUUUCAUCUCGGUCACCGGCGGCAUCAUCUUCGCCGCCUCCGCCUCGGAUAAGACCACCACAUUGCUGGUAAGCCUUUCUGUUGUUGGUCGCUUUGGAGUGACGGUGGCCUACAAUUCGGGAGCACAGUAUGCCACCGAGCUAAUCCCCACUUGCGUUCGAGGCCAAGGAGUGGCAGCAGUCCACGUGGCAGGAUACGCCUUCACCUUCUUCAGCGCCUACAUCCUGUUCACAAGGAGCAUCUUUUCGCCGCUUCCCGAGAUAAUCCUUGGAGUGCUCUCCCUGCUGGGGGCGUGUCUCUGCCUCCUCCUGCCGGAAACCCUCAACCGCACUUUGCCCACUUCCCUGGAGGAUGGCGAGAAUUUCGGAAAGAACGAUCGCUGGUACACCUUCAGUUUCAUGGAGAAACGAACUCCAUCAGCCGCCACGCUGGCCACACAAAACGUCAAAAUGUACUCGCAAUCAACCGAAUCUGCAGUAUACUUCUGAUGAAAUACUAAGACAGAAAAUAAUAAGUAGAUGACAGUUAAAUUUAUCUAUAAUGAAGGGUUUAACAAAUUGUAAGUGUAUUUAUAAGUAACAUGUAUAUACAAAGGUAUUAUUGUGCAUCAAAAGUAACAAACAAUAAAUAAAAAAAUAUAU
Drosophila ficusphila is the source of this 2377-nucleotide messenger RNA. Its product is annotated as organic cation transporter protein. Lineage: Eukaryota; Metazoa; Arthropoda; Insecta; Diptera; Drosophilidae. Gene Ontology annotation, molecular function: transmembrane transporter activity. Gene Ontology annotation, cellular component: membrane. The coding region runs from base 572 to 2224 and encodes 550 amino acids. The record is from RefSeq and is a predicted model, not a curated record. Gene Ontology annotation, biological process: transmembrane transport. The transcript has 6 exons.